AUCUGGAGACGGAAACUAUCGCCAGUUAACCUGAUCACCAGUCAAACCGGAACAGCGGAACAGUGUCCUUUAAAACAAGUUGUUACCGGCAGAAAACCCACUUCAGCGCAAUUACACCUGAUGUUCACGACGCACAGAAGAAAAGACGAGCUUAUAGAUUCUUUCAAACAUGGCUGAUAAAAAACUUGUUGCUGCCACAUUUACUCCAUUCGACUCAAAAUGUGAAGUCAACCUAUCACAGAUUGGACCUUAUAUUGACUACUUGACAAAGAAGCAAGGUGUAAAAAGCGUUUUUGUGAAUGGCACCACAGGAGAGAGCUUGUCUCUGAGUGUUGCAGAGAGGAAGAUGCUGGCUAAGGAGUGGUGUGAGAAAGCCAACGGCAAAAUGGAGGUGAUCGUGCAUGUCGGCUGCAUGAGUCUUAAAGAUUCCCAAGAACUGGCCAAACAUGCAGUAGAGAUCAAGGCUGAUGCGAUAGCAGUCAUGGCCCCUUUCUUCCUCAAGCCCAAAACUGCAGAGGCUUUGAAGUUGUACCUACAGGAGGUCUCUUCAGCUGCUCCAGUUCUGCCCUUCUAUUACUAUCAUAUUCCAGCAAUCACUGGUGUUCACGUGCCAGCCAGAGAUGUAAUAGCAGGCAUUCAGGAGCUCAUUCCUGUCUUCAGAGGUGUGAAGUUCUCUGGGACUGACCUGAUGGACUUGGGCCAGUGUGUUAGUUCCAGUCCUCCUCAGUGGUCCUUCCUGUACGGAGUGGACGAGCAACUGCUUGCAGGUCUGGCUAUGGGAGCCGACGGAGCAGUUGGCAGCACUUAUAAUUAUUUAGGAUGCCACGUCAACAAGCUCAUUGCAGCUUUUGAGAAACAUGACCUCGACCAAGCCAGGAAAAUACAGUUCAAGUUGCAAGAGCUUCUGGGAUUUGCCACAAAUUUUGGCUUCGAUCUGGGCGUGAACAAACAGGUGAUGAAUGACGUGUCAGGUUUGCUUCUGGGGCCUCCUCGACUCCCUGUGAUGCCGUGUCCUCCUACUCAUGCGCAGGCCAUCGCAAAAAAGUAUUUCGAACUUUUUACCGAAUGCUGAUAUGUUCAUGCUGGAUUGUUGAACCCCAAAAACCCUGUUUUAAAAUGAGUAUACGGUUACAACGGCGGGGCCAGGUACCAACUGUUUUACGUUAUUCUUCUAAACCAGCCAUUCAGAUACCAUUGAAUAGGGUUCAGAUCUAUUUCUUUGUGUCAAACUAAAUAAUAAAUUUACAUUUAAGUGGCCUUGCAUAGACAGAUCAGGUGCACAGUCAUGAAACAGUUCAGGGUUACCUGUAAAAUCUUAAAUCAUCCUUUUUAAUGCAGCAUUUCUAACCUUAAACUGUUAUGGAAGUUACCAGCACAUUCUACUGUAGUGAUAAAAAAAAUUAUCACAAGGGUAUUUUCUCAUUAUUAGAAUUUUCUAUAAUAUUUUUAUGGGCAUUCUGGACUGACUUAUUUGUCAGGAUUUGAUAUUUUUCUUGCAGGGAAAAUUCUUACAUUCUUAUUCAAUGUUACUGAUUUUUGUCUCCGUUUGUGUCAUUUAAUAUAGUGUGAAAAUUAGAUUUGUUCACGAAAAAGUGUCACUUUUCUGUUACAUUUAGGGAACUGUAGGUCAUCACACAUCACCAGUAUUGUCUUGUUACUUUUCAUUGUGUAAAUCCACAGUUAAAUCUCAUUUCAAUUUGAGCACACUUGUUUUGUAAGUGUCACAAUGGCAUGACAUUUGUAGGUUUAGAAAAUCAACAUUUCAUAGCUUCUCUACCUAAAAGUGGAGUCUGGGAUUCUGGAGAAAGAAUAUUUAGAUAGUUGGGCCAUUCCACCUUGGGUCAUCAAACAAUUUCUCCUCAACCAUCUCUGAUUUGCUUGAAAUUUUUAUAGCAUAGAAUAUAGAUAUUUACAUUUUUUUUUUCAAUUUUUGCUUGAUAAAUCAAAUACUUUUUGAGAUACUUUGUUUUUAAACAUUGUCCAUCAGCCCACUUUCAGCACAUUUUUUCACACAUUGAAAUUGUAACUAUGAUUGGAUGGCAAUAUAAAAAAAUAUAGACAUAUUUAAAAAUAUAUAUUUUCUUAGAUAUAUUUGAAGAAGAAUUUUGAAACUCCAGAACACUGUUUAAUUGGAUUAGCCUAUCUAACAAUAUAUUGUGUUUUUGUGGUACAUGUCAUACCUGCUCAGCCAGUCAUGAAAGUUAGACUUUUUUUCAUUUUCAAGUAUUUGAAAUUCAAAAUUAUUCUGUAGGUUUUGUUUUGUUAUUAUUAUUGUCACAUGCAACUAUAUGUGGUUCAGACAACAUCACCAGUUGACUUAUUUUUGUUAUUGUGUGCUCAAUGAUGGGACUUUACAGUCUCAGUUUUAUUUAUAUUAGUUAAUAUUUCAACUCACCCAUAAUCAGAGAGUAUUGAUCUACUUGUCUAAUAUUGCAGAUUCUGACUCAAUGACAUGAUGAUAAAUAACUGGGAAAAUUUCAGGCUUUUGUCUUUAGUAGUUAGUGAGAUGUUGUCAUUCAAACGUAGACUCAAGUUCGUGCGAAAAAUGUGCUUAAAGUGAGUCUAUGGGCAGUUUUUUCAAAAACUUUCCCUGAAAGUAUUUUAAAAUCUAAAAUUCCACAGAUAUUUUUUAUAUAUAUACUAUAUAUAUUAUAUACUUUACAAACAAGAUAUAUCUCUAUAUAUAAUGGUAAUCUGUUGCAAAAAGAUGCUUUAGAAAUCCUUAUUUUGGGGCAAAGUUACCAAACCUUUUAACUAUUAUUUUCAAAUCAGAUUUGACAGGUCAUUCUAUAAUUGGAUUGCAGUUCUGGCUCUUUCCUUGUUUGUGUAAAGGGGUUGGUCUUGUUAGCCUGAAAUAACUGCACUGAGGCCUUCUUAAGGUAACUGCAGUAAUAACUUUAGUGGGACUUCAAUGAUAUUUUGUGGAUCCAUCUGAGUCACUUUGUUUGCUAUUUUCAGGGCUUGUACUGUGUAUGAAAACUUGAUUUUUUUUUCUCUAGCACACAUGGGAUGUAGCGCUAGCAGGCUGGCUUAGAAUCGCAUACCCCAUCUUUAAUUGUUUUUGUGCUUAAGAAUUGUAGAUUUUUUUUGAAUAACUGCCACCAAUCAAACAAGUAUUUGGUAUUUUUUUUUAGUUGCUUUGAUGCCUUAAAAGUCACUUUCGUGACAAAACAACAGCUUGAGAUGGAAAUGGAUUCAUUAAAAUGAACUCUUUCACGAAAAGACACUCCAACAAGAGACUCACUACACAUAAAACAGUUGCAAAUGAGAAUCUUCCCGGUUAAUUUCUGGUGUUAAAUGUUUACUGUCUGACAGGAAUAUAAAGGGAAACCACUGUGCAAUGAAGAAUCUUUGCUUUGUAUUAAUCAUAAAUUUAUUACUAAUAAAUGUGCUGAUUUAUGUGUUGGUUGA
Molecule: messenger RNA, 3411 nt
Organism: Amphiprion ocellaris (clown anemonefish)
Lineage: Eukaryota; Metazoa; Chordata; Actinopteri; Pomacentridae
Gene: npl
Product: N-acetylneuraminate pyruvate lyase (dihydrodipicolinate synthase)
Exons: 12
Coding region: 170-1072 (300 amino acids)
Biological process (GO): N-acetylneuraminate catabolic process
Molecular function (GO): N-acetylneuraminate lyase activity; 4-hydroxy-tetrahydrodipicolinate synthase activity
Source: RefSeq, a predicted model, not a curated record